CAUGGCAUAUACAGACAUCUAUCAAGGACAGCUAAGAGGAAACAUUUCUGACAAGAUAGAAAACAUGCAACACUGGGAGCAACCAGGUUAUGAGCCUUUCUUACCUGUCACAGAGAAGUCUAAUUCCCUCACCAGAAACAUUGAUAGAGCAAACCCAAAGGAAAUUGUACAAAUGCUGCAAAAAUGUGAUGCAGAGAUGUUUGAUCAAACGUUACAUGCAGAUUCAAUGUAUCAGAAGCUGAACAGCUCUUCUGUGGUACAGACAAUGGUGGAGGUGUCCAAGAGAGUGGAAAUGAUUCUUAGGCACCCAGAAGACAGUCUGAUUGUCCUAAGUGGCUGUGGAAGUUCUGGACGUUUUGCUUUUCUUUUGGUGAUGUCUUUUAACAGAUUGCUUGCUUCUCAACACCAAAACCAAAUCUAUUCUUACAUCAUUGCUGGUGGUGACAAGGCCCUGUUGACAUCACAAGAAGCUCCAGAGGACAAUCCCAUGCUGGGUGCACUUACACUGGACAAGGUUUGUGCUGGAAAGAAGCACGUCCUCUUUAUUGGAAUAUCAUGUGGUUUGUCUGCACCGUUUGUUGCUGGCCAGCUUGACUUAUGUUUAAAGAACUUGGAGAUCUUUACUCCAGUGCUGAUUGGAUUCAAUCCUGUUCACAUGGCACGGUCUGAGCCCAUACAGAAUGUUCCAUUUCACUUCAGGGAGGUCGCUGAGAGAUUAAGCGAAAUGCAGAAACAUCGAAAGGCCUUUGUGCUUAAUCCAACAGUGGGGCCUGAAGCAAUUAGUGGAUCAUCAAGAAUGAAAGGAGGAAGUGCAACAAAAAUAAUUCUGGAAACUAUUUUGUUGGCAGGGCAUGAAGCUGUUUACAGUCAUAAAGCAGUGACUUUCAAUAAUAUACAGGCCUCUCUCAAAAUGUAUGAGAAAGUUUGUGAAAUCACUUACUUACAGAGAGAUAAACUGGCAGCCCUGGUUCAAAAAUCCGGAAUAAGCCUACAAAGAAAAGGGCAUGUAUAUUACCUUGGAUGGCAAGGUCUUGGCAUUAUCGGAAUUAUUGAUGCUAGUGAAUGCAUUCCAACAUUUGGAGCAGGCUUUGAAGAUAUCAGAGGGUUUAUUAGCAAGGGCUUCAGUGAAAUGGACAACAAAGAGGGAGAUCUCUCAUCUCUAGGCCCACAUUUCAUCAUUGGCCACAAGGAUUUUGUUAACACUAUUUUACCCCAUCUGAGUGACAAUGACACAGUGAUAUUUCUCUUUAGUGUAAAUGAUGAUAUGAUUGAGAUUUUAGAGUUGGCCAAAUGUGUGGGACAGUACACAUCAAAUCUUCAUGCGCUUACCCAUGAGCCUGAAGGACUCUGUGUUCCUGAAAACAUAAGGAGCAUGUUUAUGACAGUUCUGACAACCACAUGGCCGUCAUCUUUAAAUGAGCAAAAUCCUGUACUAAUGAAACAGUGCUGGGAGAUUUCAACUAAACUGUGCCUAAAUGCAAUAAGCACUGGAGCUCAUGUCCUACUUGGAAAAGUGUACAUGAAUUACAUGAUUGACCUCAGAGUAACUAACAGCAAACUUUACAGAAGAGCCAUUCACAUGUUACAGAGGUUCACAGGGAGCAACCACACUGAGUGUGAAACAGCUCUGCUGAAGGUUAUCUACGAUGUGGAGCAGCUGACUGAGGAGAUGAGCUUGGCAGAUGUUACCAAACACACACUGAUGGCUAACAAACGGGAAAGAGUUGUUCCUACUGCACUGGUGAUGCUACAGUCCAGCUGCACAGUUGCAGAGGCUAAAGCCCAUUUAAAUGCUCAUACUGUGAUUCGAGAAGCCGUGGCUGUCUGCCAGAAAACAACUUAAUACAGAAGCAAUUAGGACUACAGCAUCUGCUUCUGUUUACUACAGAGGAUGACACUUUUCCUUUAUUUAAUAAAAAUGAGUAAUUGUUAAUUAAUUCCUUACAGUCACAAAAAAAGAUGAUUACAUAUUUUUAACUAAGACAGUUUUGGACAGCCAUAACUAAGAGUAAAAUGUGCCUAAUGGACACAUUAAAUUAAAAGAUUUUCCUAAUACCCAUUUCCCAAAGCAGUUUCAUGUCCAGUAGUCUGUUUUGCUUUAUUAAAGCCUUCUUUUAAUGUUUGGAAAUGUAUGUGGAUUAUAGGAAGGCGACUGUCUGUGUUUCCCAAAAUUUUCUGACAUAACUACUGUAUUCAUGAGCAGAUUUUAAAAUGUAUUUAUUAGUUUGUUUUUUAUAUGCAUUUUCUUUUUUUUAGCCCGUCCAAUUUUUACCCAAUUGCGUUACACUUCCUCUCUACUGGUGCUGACCCCCACCCCGAUUGAGGAGAGCGAACUGACACACGCCCCCACCGACACGUGCAGUAUCCGACUGCAUCUUUUCACCUGCACAAGGCGAGUUCAUAUGCGGAUCAGCUAUGUGUACGCAGAGCCACACACACAACUCUGUGCAGGUGCCAUCAAUCAGCCAGCAGAGGUCAUAAUUGCAUUAGUUAUGAAGUCCUUAUCCGGCUUUUCCCUCUCUGUAUGAACAACAAGCCAACUGUCAUAUAGCCGCCCAGCCCAGCCGGAUGGCAGAGCUGAGUUUCGAACCAACGAGUUUGAAAUGUCAGCUCUGGUGUGCUCCGCUGCGCCACCUGAGUGGCUUUAUAUUAGUUCUGACAUGUUAGCGCACAUAUAGUAUGGUUUCUGUGAAUAUGUUUGAAGUUUACAAUGGUGUUAGUAUAUUUCUUCAUUUAUAGUUAUCUUCUGGUACCUCAUUUAAUUCUGGAAUUUACUGGUAGAUUUUUGAGUUGUAAUAGACAACUGGGUGCCUGGACUGAACCUGGGUCACUGGAGCUGGGCCUGAUGUAAAAACCUGAUUAUGUAUAGAAUUGUAGAAUUCAUUAUAGAAUUAAUUAUGAGAAGUCAAUACAUACGUAAU
Trichomycterus rosablanca is the source of this 2921-nucleotide messenger RNA. It is a transcript of the gene gckr, whose product is annotated as glucokinase (hexokinase 4) regulator. Gene Ontology annotation, molecular function: carbohydrate binding; fructose-6-phosphate binding; enzyme binding. The transcript has 19 exons. The record is from RefSeq and is a predicted model, not a curated record. Lineage: Eukaryota; Metazoa; Chordata; Actinopteri; Siluriformes; Trichomycteridae. The coding region runs from base 2 to 1843 and encodes 613 amino acids. Gene Ontology annotation, biological process: response to fructose; glucose homeostasis; carbohydrate derivative metabolic process. Gene Ontology annotation, cellular component: nucleoplasm; cytosol.